This is a messenger RNA of Python bivittatus (Burmese python), 1854 nucleotides long. The record is from RefSeq and is a predicted model, not a curated record. Lineage: Eukaryota; Metazoa; Chordata; Lepidosauria; Squamata; Pythonidae.
AUGUCUCAGGAAGAUCCAAGUCAGGACAGCUCAGGAGCUUUGCCAUUUAACUUAGUGCAUAUCUUUGCUUUGGGAAUUUGUGAAGAAUACGACAGAUCUUGCAAAUCCUCCUGGGCCUGUUCUGGUCUUUUUUUCCUUGUUCAGGAGGGUCUUGUGUCCUUCGAGGACGUGGCUGUGUUUUUCUCUGAGGAGGAGUGGUCUCAGCUGGAUCCUCACCAAAAAGUGCUGCAUUGGGAAGUCAUGCUGGAAAAUUAUAGGAACGUGGCCUCUCUGGGUGAUCAUGCCUAUGAGAAUAAAGAUCCCAGUGAAAAAUUCGAAGUGAUCAGGCAUGGAGGCGGAAUGGACAAGGAACUAGAGAUUCACCUAGAAAGUCAUGAGAGAAGCCAGUCAAAUAGUUGGAAUCAGGAAAGCUCAUCAUCCAUGGAUGCUGAGACGCAAGGCUUUCUUGCCCAACAAGGAAAAAUAAAGAAAACGUAUAUUGGAAAAUGUCCAACCCAAACCAAAGGAGAAGAUUAUAUGUGCAGAGACAAUAGAAAAAACCACAAUUGGACUUUCACGCUUUCCUGUGAAAAUGGGUCCCUUACGUCUCAUAAAAGGAUCUCCACAGGGGAGAAGCCAUAUAAAUGUUUGGAAUCUGGAAAGAUUUUCAGAACAAGUUGUCAAGUUACUUCACAUGAAAGGAUCCAGACAGGGGAGAAACGACACGCAUGCACGAAGUGUGGAAAGAGCUUCAGGAGGAGCAGUCACCUUAUUGCCCAUAAAAGGAUCCACACAGGGGAGAAGCCAUAUAAGUGCAAGGAGUGUGGAAAGAGCUUCAGAAUAAGCUGUCACCUUAUUGCCCAUAAAAGGAUCCACACAGGGGAGAAGCCAUAUAAGUGCAAGGAGUGUGGAAAGAGCUUCAGAAUAAGCUGUCACCUUAUUGCCCAUAAAAGGAUCCACACAGGGGAGAAGCCAUAUAAGUGCAAGGAGUGUGGAAAGAGCUUCAGAAUAAGCUGUCACCUUAUUGCCCAUAAAAGGAUCCACACAGGGGAGAAGCCAUAUAAAUGCCUGGAGUGUGGAAAGACUUUUCGUCAAAACAGUUAUCUUACUUCCCAUCAUAAAAGAAUCCACACAGGGGAGAAACCAUAUAAGUGCCUGGAGUGUGGAAAGACUUUUCGUCAAAACAGUUAUCUUACUUCCCAUCAUAAAAGAAUCCACACAGGGGAGAAACCAUAUAAGUGCCUGGAGUGUGGAAAGAGCUUUUGUAGUAGGAGUGAACUUACUUCCCAUAACAGGAUCCACACAGGCGAGAAACCUUAUAAAUGUGUGGAAUGUGGAAAAAGAUUCACCACAAACAGUUCUCUUAUUUCUCAUAAAAGGACCCACACAGGGGAAAAACCACAUAAAUGUGUGGAGUGUGGAAAGAGCUUCAGAAUAAGCUCUCACCUUAUUGCCCAUAAAAGGAUCCACACAGGGGAGAAGCCAUAUAAAUGCAUGGAGUGUGGAAAGGCUUUCACUGAAAACAGUCAUCUUACUUCUCAUCAUAAAAGGAUCCACACAGGGGAGAAGCCAUAUAAAUGCAUGGAGUGUGGAAAGGCUUUCACUGAAAACAGUCAUCUUACUUCUCAUCAUAAAAGGAUCCACACAGGGGAGAAGCCAUAUAAAUGCAUGGAGUGUGGAAAGGCUUUCACUGAAAACAGUCAUCUUACUUCUCAUCAUAAAAGGAUCCACACAGGGGAGAAGCCAUAUGAGUGCAUGGAGUGUGGAAAGAGCUUUACUACUAGUAGUGAUCUUACUUCUCAUAACGGGAUUGACACAGGGGAGAAACCAUAUGUGUGGAGCAUGGAAGGAGCUUCAGAAGGAGGAAUGAUCUAA